Messenger RNA from Arabis nemorensis, 1602 nucleotides. Lineage: Eukaryota; Viridiplantae; Streptophyta; Magnoliopsida; Brassicales; Brassicaceae. The record is from the annotation of a GenBank genome assembly.
AUGGGUGAUACAGAGAAGUGUAACACUGAAAUGAUCCAAAGACUCCAUUCAUCAUUCGGAACAUCGUCUUCUUCGAUUCCUAAACAUCCCAUUUCCAUGAAUCAACAACAGCUCGAAAUUCCUCAGAUAAACCCUAAUUUCAUCCCUCAAUUCUCUCAACCUCGAAUCGCCGUACUCCCACCGACUUCUCCGUAUUCUCAGAUCCCGACGACCCGACCACCCGGUUACAACCCCAACCCGAACCCGGUCGGAGCUAAUCAUUCACGGUCAAUGUCACAACCUUCCUCUUUCUUCUCCUUUGAUUCGUUACCUCCUUUAAGCCCUUCUCCGUUUCGUGAUCAUGACGUCUCCAUGGAGGAUAGAGAUUCAUGUGGGUUUAACAAGAACUUGCCUCCUUCUCCGUUCACGAGAUGUAACUCAACUUCUUCAAGAAUCGUCGGUGGUGGUGGUGGUGAGAGUUUACCUCCGAGGAAGUCUCAUAGACGCUCCAACAGUGAUAUUCCAAGUGGGUUUAAUCCGAUGAAUUUGAUUCCUCCAAGACCAUUGGAGAGAUCGAUCUCUGGUGGGGAAUGUAGUGAUUGGUCAAAGGCUAAUCCUUUUGUGAAGAAGGAAUGUGAAAGAGAAGGUGUUGGUGAGAGAGAAGCAAUGGAUGAUCUCUUCUCAGCUUAUAUGAAUCUUGAAAACAUUGAUGUGUUGAAUUCUUCUGAAGCUGAUGAUAGUAAGAACGGUAAUGAGAAUAGGGAAGAUAUGGAGAGUAGUAGAGCGAGUGGGACUAAGACUAAUGGUAGUGAUACAGAAGGAGAGAGUAGUAGUGUGAAUGAGAGUGGUGGUAAUAAUCAUACUAGCUUGAAUUCUUCGGGGGAGAAGCGAGAAAGCGUGAAGAAGAGGAGAGCGGGAGGAGGAGAUAUUGCUCCGACGAGUAGACAUUAUAGGAGUGUUUCAGUUGAUAGUUGUUUCAUGGAGAAGUUGUCUUUUGGCGAUGAAUCGCUAAAGCCGCCUCCUUCUCCUGGAACUUUGUCGCGCAAAGUUUCGCCUACCAAUUCUGUUGAUGGGAAUUCGGGUGCUGGUUUUAGUAUUGAGUUUAAGAACGGUGAGUUUACUGCAGCGGAAAUGAAGAAGAUUAUGGCAAAUGAUAAACUAGCUGAGAUGGCAAUGGCUGACCCUAAGCGUGUCAAAAGAAUCUUGGCGAACCGUCAGUCUGCAGCGCGGUCAAAGGAGAGGAAGAUGAGGUACAUAGUGGAAUUGGAACACAAAGUGCAGACUCUUCAGACUGAGGCUACUACAUUGUCUGCUCAGCUCACGCUUUUGCAGAGAGAUAUGAUGGGGUUGACAAACCAGAACAAUGAGCUGAAGUUUCGUCUUCAAGCAAUGGAGCAGCAAGCUCGACUUCGUGAUGCUCUGAACGAAGCACUGAAUGGGGAAGUCCAGCGACUGAAACUGGCAAUCGGUGAGAGCAGCCAGAACGAGCCUGACAGAUCAAAGAUGCAAUCACUCAACGCGGAGAUGUUCCAGCAACUGAACAUCAGCCAGUUAAGACAACAGCCACAGUCUCAACAGAACCAGAAUGUAACCAUGGCAACAAAACCUGAAUCAAAUGAAUAG